AUGAAAGCUCGUUCAAUUACUCAACAAGGACGACUUGAUACAUUCUUUUCGAUUUCUCGUACUGUUACAACAACAACACCAGCUGCGAAAAAAACUGAAACUGCAGUUACUCCUAAUAAAGGCUUAAAACGUAAAGCGGGUGCAACAACAGAUGCUAAAGCUAAAGGCAAAGCUGCUGGUGGUUCAGCUAAAAAACCUAAAAUUAAAGCUACGAAUGUUUUACGACAUGAACUUGAAACAUUAAAACCAGGACGUAAAGUUUAUAUACAACAACCUGGUAGUCUAGUUUUUUUCAAAGGUGAUAAAGAUACUGCACUUAAAAAUUGUCAUGAAACAUUAAAAUCUCUUCAACGUGAAAAUCAACAAGUUGAAUCUAAAAUGGAUCAAACUUCGUAG
Messenger RNA from Adineta steineri, 396 nucleotides. Lineage: Eukaryota; Metazoa; Rotifera; Eurotatoria; Adinetida; Adinetidae. The record is from the annotation of a GenBank genome assembly.